AAUGUCUACUGCUGCGGCUGGAUUCACGUGCAGGACGCGGAGGACAGUAAAACGGUUUUUUUUGUGCAACUCGCAACUAUUUCCACCGAAACACUGAGUUUUGUACUAAGGUGUGGAGGACUGUACCAUGUUGGAAAGAGAGGGGGGUGUGAGUGAGUGAUGGGCUGUGCCUCGGCCAAGCAGUUGUCGUCCGUUCCUGGAGAUGAGGAUGAUCGGGACAAAACCCACAGCAAUGGAGAUGCCUUCUCUUCAGACGAGUACAAAAUGAAAGGAGUGGAGAAGGUGAAGUACAUGCAUGGAGACGAGGAGCGGAUGAACACGCGCAACCAGGAGCACCUGGAGAAGAGCACAUUUUUGCACAAGAGCAAACACAAAGAGCCCAGCGGGAACACUAAUAAAAUAAGCAUCCACUCGUCAGAAAGCCAGCAGGAGUUCUUCAGGAUGCUGGACGAGAAGAUUGAAAAGGGACGCGACUACUGUUCGGAGGAAGAGGAGGACGUGACAUAACCUGACGCUGUUGUACCUCUAUUCCUCGUCAAGAUGAUCACUCCUUCCCUCAUCUCCUUUUCUCCUCUGAGCGCUGAGCCAGUUUACCCCCCCCAACCCCACCCCCACCAUCCAGCCCUCCUUGUUUACAUUCAGCGUUCC
Molecule: messenger RNA, 648 nt
Organism: Ictalurus furcatus (blue catfish)
Lineage: Eukaryota; Metazoa; Chordata; Actinopteri; Siluriformes; Ictaluridae
Exons: 6
Coding region: 160-507 (115 amino acids)
Source: RefSeq, a predicted model, not a curated record